UCGCUGUAUAAAACCACGCGCUCUGUCUCCUAGCCCGUUUUCCCCUCUCAUCUCUCUCUCUGUCCAGCUGUGUGUGUUUUUUUUUGCUUUCUGUUCCAUACAUACAUGGCGAUCUGACCACGAGAGAGAGAGAGAAAGGGAGGGAGAUUGGCGAAGCAUUGGCCUCGUCUCAUUCUCUUUCUCCGCUUGAUUACGAGAACCGGCACCGGAAUUGGGGUGGGCGAUAGGAUUUUUAAGUCACGGAUAUCUCAGGCGAAAUGCCGACGUUUGAUUCGUUGGAUGCGUUCUUGUUGGCGGCCAGCAAAGCCUGCUGUAGUCCUAUCGCGCUUUUUAUUCAGAUCCAGGGAUUUUUCAUUUGCUUAGUCCUUGCCCUUGGCUGGGCUUUAGCUUCUUAUGUCAGGAAUAAAGAGAUAAGAAAGAUAAAGGAAAGCAUAAAAAAAGGCAAUAGCUUUGCUUUUCUUUGUUGGGAUAUAAAUGAGCUUGAGCACUCUAAUCAGGUCAAUUUGCCAAGGGUUUCAGUUGUUAUGCCUUUGAAGGGAUAUGGGGAACACAAUCUACAUAACUGGAGAAGUCAGAUUACAUCUUUAUAUGGUGGUCCAAUUGAAUUUCUUUUUGUGGUCGAAAGUACAUUAGACCCUGCUUACCAUGCCAUCUCUCUAUUGUUAAAGGAUUUUGAGGAUGAGGUUGAUGCCAAAAUUAUUGUAGCUGGCCUGUCAACAACUUGUAGUCAGAAGAUACAUAAUCAGUUGGUUGGAGUACAGAAAAUGCAUAAAGAUAGCAAAUAUGUCUUAUUUCUUGAUGAUGAUGUUAGGCUUCAUCCGGGCUCAAUUGGAGCCCUCACUGCUGAAAUGGAUAAGAACCCAGACAUAUUCAUUCAGACUGGAUAUCCCCUUGAUUUACCAUCUGGAAGUUUAGGGAGCUACUGCAUAUACGAAUAUCAUAUGCCUUGUUCAAUGGGGUUUGCUACUGGCGGUAAAACAUUCUUUUUGUGGGGAGGGUGCAUGAUGAUGCAUGCAGAUGAUUUUAGAACAGAUCGUCAUGGUGUUGUUUCAGAACUUCGAGAUGGGGGCUAUUCAGAUGACAUGACUCUUGCAGCUAUUGCCGGGGCUCAUAAGAGACUCAUCACAUCACCACCAGUGGCUGUUUUUCCCCAUCCACUUGCAAGUGAUCUUAGCUUUGGCAGGUAUUGGAAUUAUUUAAGGAAGCAAACAUUUGUUCUGGAGUCAUACACGACAAAAGUCAACUGGAUUAUGAACAGGGCGCUAUUCUCGACCCACUGCUAUUUAUCAUGGGGAUUCGUAGCUCCAUAUAUUAUGUCUGGGAUACAUUUGGCAGCGGCAUUGAGACUUUACUUCAAAGGGUACUCAGUUGAUGAAGCAUCAUUCUCAUACACUGGGCUGUUAUUGGCUGGUUGCCUUGCCACGUGUACUGUUAUUGAACUUCUCUCCAUGUGGAAUCUGACAAGAAUAGAGGUCCAGCUAUGCAACCUAUUGUCUCCAGAGGCUCCUCCAAUGUCACUUGCAUCUUAUAACUGGUGUCUCGUAUUUAUGGCUAUGCUGGUUGAUAAUUUUCUGUAUCCAAUAUCUGCAAUGCGGUCACAUUUUUCUCAAUCUAUCAAUUGGUCGGGCAUCCGUUAUCAUUUGAAGGAUGGCAAGAUAUGCACGAUUGAAAGAAGCAAGGAUAAGGGACCAAAGUUCACGGAUUUAGGAGGAAAGCAUUUGUAUGGAAGGAAAGGAGCUCCAAGCAAUUAUUCGUUCCUUCUCUCAUUGUCCAGAAGUCUUGCUCAGUGGAGACAACCGAAGAAAUAUGAUGUAUAGUUGUGUGAGAUUUUUGUAUUUAGUUCGUUCGAGAGUCAUUGUUUCGUGUUUCUAGAAGAUUCCAGAAGCAAUUUUUUUGGGGGAGUUGCCAUAUAUUCUUCCCUGGAUUGGUUGAAGGCAAGGACCAUCAUGGGCGUGUUUCAGUUGUCGGCAUUUGAUGAUUCUUUUGUUCUUUUUUUAGUGAUCUGUUCCGUUCAUCUUCAGUUGGAUGGCUCCAUUUUGGCCGUUUCUUGUAACUCUAUUUAUGUGGUGUUGAUAUUACUAGAUUAUGUAUUGUUCAUUUCCAGUUCUCUUACAGUGUACAACAUCAUUUCCAAUUCUCCAAGCAUAAAACACUAAUUUUCAGAUGGGCCUUUCAAAACCUUGGCAAUUAUGAAG
This is a messenger RNA of Striga asiatica, 2195 nucleotides long. The record is from the annotation of a GenBank genome assembly. Lineage: Eukaryota; Viridiplantae; Streptophyta; Magnoliopsida; Lamiales; Orobanchaceae.